GUUUCAAAGACAAAUUUUGAACUCAUACUUGCUCAUUCGAAGUGGUCAUUCAGAGGUGCCAUUACGAGUUUAGAUUUUUGACUACCGUUUUCGAAAAGAGAAAUUCUGUUCACCUGGUCAUCGACGCAUUCAGCGCAACACAACAAGAUUCAAGUCGUUGAAGCGCUUUCCUACCUGCCCCUUCUAUCCGAGCAGUAGAUCCAACAGCAGAAUCAUCAAGUCUGCCUCAAGUCAGCAGAAUCAUCAAGUUUAUGAUGCAGCACCAGAAGCUCCAAAUGGGUCAUUCAGAGACCAGAAGAAAAUAUAAAGCAGUUUUUGUAUGGCUGGUUGGGAAAACGAAAACUUGCCCCUGAGUAUGAAUUGAGAUCAGGUGGUGGACCUAAACAUUGUCCAAGGUUUGAAUGCCAGCUGCGAGUUAAAGGCUUCGAUUUUGUUGCUGUCGGAAAUUCAUCUAGUAAGAAAGAUGCUCAGGCAAGAGCAGCACAGGAUUUUGUCAACUAUCUUGUGUUCAUUAAGGAGGUGAAUGCUGGUGAAGUCCCAGCAGCAGCUCCUCCCUCUUCUAACCCAGCAGUAUCACCAAGUCUGCCUGGUGGCAUUAUGAUUCCGCAUCAUACGCUCCAAAUGGCUGGGCCAUCACGAGAGUAUCCACUGUCCCAAAGAGGUCCCCCCCAGCGGCGAAUGGAAGAGUCAGAAGAUGUUGACCGCAAUGCAGAAAUUCACGGCAACUGGACUGUAGACAAUGCCAAAAGCAGACUGAACCAGUUUUUGCAGCAGAACAGAAUACGGGAAGACUACAAAUAUACCAUUGUGGGCCCUGAUCAUAACAGGAGUUACGUGGCUGAAAUGGGAUUUUUUGUCAAAGAGGCACACCAGCAGAUCCAUGCCCGAGAACAUGGGUCGAACAAGAAGUCAGCCUCCAAAUCAUGCGCCCUUUCACUUGUGAGACAGCUGUACCAACUCAAGAUUAUCGAGGCGUACACUGGUGUCCAAAAAAAGAAGGAAACUGAGAAUGUGAAGCUGCCGCCUUAUACAGUUGCUGUAAGUCCACAGCUUGUGGACCAGUUAAGUUCCUGCCUUCAGCUAUGGAGCAUUGAGCCAGUUCAUGUGAAAGAAAUAUCAUCAGACGGUGAUAGUUCUCAGCCCGUGUCGCUUUUGACAAGCGAAACCCUUGAAGAGUUUGAGCCAGCAACUCGGCAUGCAGCACCAGGUGUGUUACCAUGGUCCCCUCCACAGCCAAACUGGAACACCUGGAUCAGCUGCAACAUAGAUGAGGGUCCUCUAGCCAGUAUGACCUUGGAGGAAGUAAGCCUGGACUUGUACAACAUGCAGUGCCAGACAGAGAGAGAUGCACAUUUUGAAGUAAUGAUCCAGGAACGCUGCAAGCUGCCUGUAGCACAAUCACGAGAGGAUAUUUUGCAGUGUAUUAGAAACAGCCAAGUGACACUUGUACGUGGAGAGACUGGUUGUGGCAAAACCACACAGGUACCACAGUUUAUCCUGGACCAAAUGAUAAAUGCUGGAAAAGGAGCUGACUGUAACAUCAUUGUCACACAGCCACGGCGAAUCAGUGCCAUAACAAUUGCUGAACGUGUUGCUGAGGAACGCAGUGAAAGGCUUGGCUUCUCUGUGGGGUACAGUGUGAGGUUUGAGACAGUCUUGCCCCGGCCGUAUGGAGCCAUACUCUACUGUACAGUCGGGACAUUGCUUCGAAAGAUGGAAGGUGGACUUCGUGGCAUUUCCCAUGUUAUUGUUGAUGAAAUACAUGAGCGAGAUAUAAAUACGGAUUUUCUGUUGGUUUUGUUGCGUGACAUGGUUCGCACCUACCCCAACCUCCGUGUGUUGCUUAUGUCUGCCACUGUUGACACAACACUUUUCACAGAAUACUUUGGGGAAGUCACCAUUGUGGAAAUUUAUGGUCGUGUGUACCCAGUUGAAGUGUCAAAGACACGCACGCGGUGCGGACAAUACACAUCAGCAAAACACUGUGUCCCAACGUGUUCUUUCUUCACAACAAAUCACAAAG
This is a messenger RNA of Pomacea canaliculata, 2023 nucleotides long. Its product is annotated as ATP-dependent RNA helicase A-like. Gene Ontology annotation, molecular function: ATP binding; double-stranded RNA binding; 3'-5' DNA helicase activity. Gene Ontology annotation, cellular component: nucleolus; ribonucleoprotein complex; intracellular anatomical structure. Gene Ontology annotation, biological process: positive regulation of transcription by RNA polymerase II; regulation of mRNA processing. The transcript is spliced from 18 exons. The annotation marks the transcript as partial. NCBI's taxonomy places the organism in Eukaryota, Metazoa, Mollusca, Gastropoda, Architaenioglossa, Ampullariidae. The record is from RefSeq and is a predicted model, not a curated record.